This is a messenger RNA of Saprolegnia parasitica CBS 223.65, 909 nucleotides long. RefSeq lists its product as hypothetical. Lineage: Eukaryota; Oomycota; Saprolegniomycetes; Saprolegniales; Saprolegniaceae. The record is from RefSeq and is a predicted model, not a curated record. Bases 112 to 909 code for a protein of 265 amino acids. The transcript has a single exon.
GCCUCAAGGCACCGCGUUUUUGGAAGCGUCGUGUCGACAGGUGCAACGAGAGAGAGCGCCGCAUCGUACCCAGUACGUGCACCGCCAUUACAAACAACGACGACGACGACCAUGACGUCGUCUGCAGCCACAAGCUUGAGCCUUCUGGCCGACGCGUGGGCACACUCGUGGCGCGAUUGCGCGCCUACGUUGUGCAACGCGCCGCAAACCGACUUUGCGCCGUGCAUGUGGCACGUAAGCACGCUCGCCUCGACCUCAAGUCUCAACUGUACGUGGCGCUACGAGGACGACGCGAGUGACGGCGCGCCCAUCCUGUAUGCCGACGCGUCGACGUUGCCGAUCCCGCUCGCCCUUCACGUCCGGGCCGCGCCGCUCACAGUGCGCUGUGCCUUCAAUGCGACGACCUUGGAACGCCGCUUCGACCUGCGCACCUGCGAUAGUUUGACGCGCUACGACGUGUACCACCCGCUGCACCAAGGCGCCUUCUUGGAGCAGACGUGCGCGACGGAGCGUGGGCCGCACCAAGCCUGCGCCGGCCAUAUUAUCUCGUGGGACAGUGCACGCACACGCUAUCAAAACGCCACUCGGCGGCCGCUCGAGUGCUGCAACGCCCGUGGCGUGCUCCCGGCCUUUUCCUGCCAUCUCAACACCACAUUUGAGGGGCUUGGUGUCUGCCAAGUCGCUCCGUUCGCCACGUAUGGCCUCUACGACGUGCACGUGCUGCAGAUCUCGGUCGACUUUGCGUACGCGUACCCCAACAUCGCGAUCGGCUUUGGCGGUUUGCUUGGGCUCGUCGCGCUGCUCGGGACCUUGGUCUGGGUCGUCCAGUUGGCCGCGCUUGUGGUCAACGACCACGACGAUACGCGGCGCAUGGAAACGAGCUACUACUACAAGGAGCUGCCAGCGUAG